GACACGUCCUGAGAAGGGCCGCCGCGGAACGCGUUUCCCGCGCCGUCGCGCUUGCGAGGGGGAAGGCGGAAGCGGCGGACGGCGGGCGCUCUGCUUCCGGCGCCGGAGUCGCGGUGGCCGCCUUCGCGCUAUGGCGGCGCUCGGCCGGCAGGUCUCGGCUUGGUACCACCUGAUCCCCCUCACCUGGGCCCGCAUGUCUAGGCAGACUCCUCAGAAAAAGAUGACGGCUUCCUCGUUGUGUAAACUGACCACAGCCUCCACCGGAGGGGGCCUUGAGGAGGUACCCUGUGUGCAGGACCCAGCGUGCAGGACGCAUCUCCCUCAGUGCCUCCUCGAGAAGCAGAGUGCUCCUGUGGACGGAGGGCCCUGGGAGCGAGAGGAGGUCAUCACUUCCCUCCUGGACAUGGGUUUCAGUGAUGUCCACGUGAAUGAGUUGCUCACAGUGCAACCAGGUACCCACCCUCAACAGGUGCUGGAUAUCGUUUCAGAAUUAAUACUCUUGGGUGUGAAUCCAGAGCCUGUGUGUGUGGCUCUGAAGAAAAGUCCUCAGUUAUUGAAACUGCCUGUGAUGCACAUGAAGAAGCGCUCCAGUUAUCUGCGAAAGCUUGGCCUUGGAGAAGGGAAGCUGAGGAGGGUGCUUCACUGUUGCCCCGAAAUCCUCACCAUGCGUCAGAGGGAUAUUGCCAACACUGUCAGGGUUCUCCGGGACAAGUGCCUUUUCACCGUGCAGCAAGUAACCGAGAUUUUGCACAGAUGCCCCUAUGUUCUUCGGGAGGACCCCGGUGAGCUGGAAUACAAAUUCCAGUAUGCCUAUUUCAGGAUGGGCGUGAAGCACGCGGACGUGGUGAGGACCGACUUCCUGCAGUACUCCAUCACCAAGACCAGGCAGAGACACACGUUCCUGGAGCGCCUCGGACGGUACCAGACCCCGGAUAAGAAGGGGCAGACACAGGUCCCUAACCCUCUACUCAGGGACAUUCUCAGAGUUUCCGAAGCUGAGUUUCUGGCCAGGACGGCCCGUUCUUCUGCUGAGGAGUUUGAAGUUUUUAAGAAGCUCUUGGCUCGGGAGGAGGAAGAAGAGCCUGAGAACCCCAUGCCUGGUGACAAAAGCACAAGUGAGGACGAGGAGGAUGGGGACGGGGCGGGGGAGGGGGAGCUGUGAUGCCAGUGCCGGGAUGAGCCAAGCCCCAAGACGUCAAAGGGUGUUUUAAGUUUCUCGACACUUUUGGGAGCUUCGCUUGGAUCUUCUCAGGUUAUUUUUCAUUCUAAAACUGGUCUUUUGAUGAAAAAUUAUUAUCCAUCACCUGAGAAGUGGUCAGACUAAGGGGGAGGUGCGUGCGUCUGAUGUGUUGUCAGGUUUCUGUUCCUUCGUGAAUAAAAUACUGACUUGGAGCUGUUAAAAUCAGGGAACUCAGUAUAUCAAAACUUG
Molecule: messenger RNA, 1429 nt
Organism: Rhinolophus ferrumequinum (greater horseshoe bat)
Lineage: Eukaryota; Metazoa; Chordata; Mammalia; Chiroptera; Rhinolophidae
Gene: MTERF4
Product: mitochondrial transcription termination factor 4
Exons: 4
Coding region: 131-1162 (343 amino acids)
Biological process (GO): mitochondrial ribosome assembly; regulation of DNA-templated transcription
Cellular component (GO): mitochondrion
Molecular function (GO): double-stranded DNA binding
Source: RefSeq, a predicted model, not a curated record